This is a messenger RNA of Prunus armeniaca (apricot), 768 nucleotides long. Lineage: Eukaryota; Viridiplantae; Streptophyta; Magnoliopsida; Rosales; Rosaceae. The record is from the annotation of a GenBank genome assembly.
AUGGAAAAUGAUGAAGCACAGCCCUAUAUUGAAGCACAAGUACAUGAACAGCAGGAUGGCUCUCACUCUCAUGUUGUCAUAACCCUAACUGACCCAGAAUUAUUCGAUUGCCCUAUUUGCUCCGAACCCUUGACCAUCCCUGUCUACCAGUGUGACCAAAAUGGGCACAUAGCUUGCUCCUCCUGCCGUACAAAAAUUAACGACAAAUGUCCCUUCUGCUCUGGGUCUAUUGGAUUCAAUCGUUGCCGUGCGAUCGAGAAGGCUCUUGAAUCAAUCACAACAUCAUGCCAAAACACCCAGUAUGGAUGCAAAGAAUCUUUGACUUUCAAUAAAAAAGCCAAGCAGUUAUACCAACACUUCAGUAGUAGCCACGUGAAUUCCGCAACACAAUUUGAGUACUACGUCAUUUUUCAUGUUUCAUUAAAUGCUGAUGACAACUUUCUUGUUCUUCAAGAAAAGAAAGGUGGUACAUUAUUUAUUCUCAAGAGGCAUCAUGUUGCAGAUCUAGGAAAUGCUGUGACAAUUAGUUGUAUACAACCCGGCUUCAGGGGGCGCUUCUUCCAUGAGCUUGAUGUGAAAUCCGAGGAAAAUUUUCUCAGAUUGGAAUCUUUCACCAAGAGCACUCCAAGCCGGCAGGUAAUUGAUGAUCGCCCUCCCAAAACCGGUUUUCUUUUAAUCCCGUUUGAUUUUAUCAGUUCUGGUGGCCAGCUCAAGAUGGAAAUUUGCAUAUGGCCUGAAGGUGCCUCCCCCUUCACCCCUCAGAAGUAA